Molecule: messenger RNA, 5337 nt
Organism: Adineta ricciae
Lineage: Eukaryota; Metazoa; Rotifera; Eurotatoria; Adinetida; Adinetidae
Source: the annotation of a GenBank genome assembly
AUGAAAUCAAGUCGUUUCCAAAUUGACAAUGAUCGAAAACGUCGUUCUACGACAUCAAAUGAUCCUCUGCCUUCUAAACGACCAUAUUUACCUCCUAUUUCUUAUACUUCCCUUGUUAAUUUAAUGGAUAAAUCACCCGAUGAUGUUCUGACUGUAAUGCUUGAUAAAAAUUUUCAAUUACGUAAGUUUUUAAACGAUAAACGUAUGACAGAAAGAUUCGAUUGGAUCUCUUCAAUGACAACAUUACUUGAAAAAACUACUCAAUGUGUUGAAUCACGUGAACAUCUUGGGUCUAUUUUUGGGCAAUUACCCGAUACACCUUAUCUCGAAGGUGUUUAUGAAGACAUUCGAAAACCAGAUCCUAAUACAUAUCAAUUACGUUUCCAAUUUAUUGAAUUAUUUCUUAAAAUCGCCAAUCAAUUUCUUGCUAUGAUGCCUCAUUCAUCUGGUUGUUUAAUCAAAAUUCUUGAACGUAUCGAAUUAUUAAUGUCUAAAAGUUCAUCUGACACAUCAGAAUUCAAAAAUGCAAACGAAAUUCUUUCUGUAGUACUUGAACGUAUAAAAGAAAUUGAAAAACGGCGUGAAUUACUCAACCCAAAGUCUUUGACUACAGUGACUACAAAUGAAAAUAAUUUCGAUCAACCACCGGACGAUUAUCGUCAAUUACCCAUUGUUCCUAGUAUAAAUGAAAUCAGAUUGGAAAAACGACCGUACCUUCGAAAAAAUAUUAUCGAUGGUAUUUAUGAAAGUGCCAAGCAUUAUAUUGAUAUUCAUUUUCGUCUUUUACGUGAAGAUUUUAUUGGACCAUUGCGUGAUGGUAUUCAUCAAUAUUUAUACAAAACAGAAGGCAAAAAUUAUAAUAUUCGAAUCUAUGAGAAUGUCCAUUCACUUGGCUCACAAAUAACACCACGAAGUGGACUUGUUUACAAUCUACGUUUGGAUCCCAAAGUGGCAUGCAGAAUUCAUUGGGCUAAUAGUCGACGUUUAAUCUAUGGAAAUUUAUUACUUUUAACACGUAAUCGUUUUCAAUCAUGUGUAUUUGCUACAGUCGAAGAUCGUUCACGCAUUCAGACGGAAUCUGUUCUCUCAGCUAAAAUAUUAUGUAAUUCUAAUUAUGAUCAACAAACUAUAGAACACCUUGGUAGAAAUGAUUCUUUACAUCCAUUAACAAUGAUUGAAACUAUGACAUUUUUUGAAGCAUAUCGUCCAGUUCUUCGUGCAUUACAAAUAAUGCCAACAGAUGAUACAUUUCCUUUUUCUGAAUUUCUAAUUAAAUUAACACCGGAAAUGAAACCACCAAAUUAUCUAACACAAACAACAACAUAUGAUUUUACACCACUUCUUGUCGAUCCAAAUGGUAAAGUUCAAACUCAUGUGAGUAUGCCAUCAAAAUUUGAUACUCGACAUAUGCUUAAAAUCACCUAUCAACAAGCAAGCGAUAUCGAUACGAAAUAUAAAAGAGUUUCGGUACUGAAUAAAAAUGAAUGGCCAACAAAUGAAGAAUUACAUUUGAAUCCAAAACAAUAUGAAGCAUUGAUCUUAGCUCUAACGAAUAAAAUUGCACUUAUACAAGGCCCACCGGGAACUGGAAAGACUUAUCUUGGUGUACGUAUAACAGAAAUGCUUUUGCAUAAUCGAUCAGUUUGGUGUCCAUCGGAUGAACAAUCCACACCAAUCUUGAUGAUUUGUCAUACGAAUCAUGCUUUGGAUCAGUUUUUAGAAUUGAUCGUAAAUCGUUUGAAUAUAACUAAAGGUAUUAUUCGCGUCGGAAGUCGAUGUCAAAAUCCAAUUAUUCAGAAACUUACAUUAUCUAAAGCACGUGAAUAUGCUCGGAUAACUCGUUGUAUACCAAGUGAUAUCUAUUAUCAAAAAAAAAAGUUAAUGGAGAAGAAGUUCGCAGCAGAAAGACAUUUAAAAGAACUUGAAAGGAAGAUGCAAACAUCACAAACAACUAUACUAACUCUUUCAUUAUUAACGGAAUAUUUUAUUAUUGAUAAUAGACAUAAAACAGCAUUAAUAGAACGACGAAAUGAUCGAGAUGAAGAAAUAUUACUCAGAUGGCUUCACGUUCAUCCUGGAUACGAACAAACAUCUAAAGAUUUGAUUUACAGAGAAGAAGCGAAAACAAGAAAUGAUGGGUAUGAUUUAAACGAAGAAGAAGUAGAAGAAGAACGACGACGAAGAUAUGAUGAGGAUGAAUAUGAACAAUAUUCACCAUCACCAAUUCAAAAAUGUAAAAAAUUUAAAAAGAAUUCCGCAGAUGACCAUCCGUAUCAAUAUGACAGAAAGAAAGCAGAUGAGAACAAUCGACUAAUUAAGUCUAUCAUUCAAACUCCAACAACUCUUACGGAUGAAACGGUUCUAGCAGUCCAUACCGAUAUUUGGACUUUUACUAUGGAACAACGUUAUGAUUUGUAUCGAUAUUGGUUAUCCAAGUAUCAAAAACAUGUAUCUUAUUCAAUCGAAGAAACUAGACCAGAAUAUAAUCAAGCGAUAACAGAUCUUUCUGAAUAUUUUCUUCUACAAGAUUAUUAUAUUUUGAAAGACAGUAUUAUCAUUGCUAUGACAACAACAUGUGCUGCGAAACAUCAUACAAUUCUAGAAAAACUUCAAAGUAAAAUUGUGAUUGUGGAAGAAGCAGCUGCUAUUUUUGAAGCACAUGUUAUUACUGCUUUAAGUACAAAAUGUGAACAUUUAAUACUAAUUGGUGAUCAUGUUCAAUUAAAACCAAAUCCAACUGUAUAUCAACUUGGAACGAAAUAUAAUAUGGAUGUAUCAUUAUUUGAACGAUUAGUUAAGAAUAACUUCCCAAAUGUUAGAUUAAAUAUUCAACAUCGCAUGCGACCAGAAAUUGGCCGUCUUAUGAAACAUUUCUAUGAUGAUUUAGAAGAUGAUAUAAGUGUUAAAACGAAUCGAGAAUCCAUACGUGGUAUUGAUAGUGAUGUAUUUUUUAUUAAUCAUCAGUAUUCCGAUGCAUCUGUUACGGAUGGAAGUUCAAAAUACAAUAAAUUUGAAGCAUUAUAUGCUAUUGAAUUAGCAAAAUAUUUAAUUAAACAGAACUAUGGACCACAACAAAUAACUAUACUUGUUAUGUAUCUUGGUCAAAAACAAUUGAUUGUUAAAAAAAUGAAAGAGAAGAGAGAUUUACAUGGAAUUCGAAUUAUGGUAACAGAUAAUUAUCAAGGUGAAGAAAAUGAUAUAAUUAUAUUAUCAUUAGUUCGGAGUAAUAUAGAAAAACGGAUUGGUUUUCUUAAAAUACACAAUCGAAUAUGUGUUGCCUUAUCACGUGCACGGUGUGGACUUUUUGUUCUGGGAAACAUGGAUAUACUAGCAGAAGUUGAUGAGAAAUGGAAACAGAUUAUGACAUCUCUAGUAGAAACAAAUCAUAUUGGAAGCGGUUUAUGUCUGUCUUGUCGACAACAUCCAGAAGAUAAAACUAUAGCAGAUAAAAUUGAAUCGUUUGCACAACGACCAGAAGGUGGUUGUCGUAAAAGAUGUGAUGCUCGACUUAAAUGUGGUCAUUGUUGUGAAUCAUUAUGUCAUAAUUAUGAUCUUGAACAUGCAGAAGUAACAUGCCAUCAGAAAUGUUAUGAACGAUUAUCAUGUGGUCAUUUAUGUCAAAAGCAAUGUCAUUAUGAGAAUUUCAAUCGACACGAUCAAUGCCGUGUUACUGUUGACAAGAAAAUUCCUGAAUGUGGACAUGAAAUUCGUGUUCAUUGUUCUGAAACACCGGAUGUUAAAGGUUGUCAAAAAACAUCACCGGCAAGAUUACCUUGUGGUCACAUUAUUAAUGUUCCAUGUCACUUACUUGAAUCACCAGAUGAAUUAAAACGAUAUCCUUGUCUGAAACCAUGUAAUACAAUACUUGCUUGCGAACACAAAUGCGUAGGAACUUGUAGUACUUGUUUUACCGGGAGAUUGCAUGUUCCUUGUGGACAAAAAUGUGAACGUGAAUUAAUAUGUUCACAUGUAUGUAAAGAAUCUUGUGCAGCAAACUGUCCGUUAUGUACUCGGGAUUGUCAGACACGUUGUGUGCAUUCGAGAUGCCGAAAGAAAUGCGGAGAACUUUGCAUACCAUGUAGAGAGCCAUGUGCUUAUAAAUGCAAACAUUUGAAAUGUACUCGUCGAUGUUCUGAACUCUGUAAUCGUGAACCAUGUAAUAAACCGUGCUAUGAAAAAUUAAGAUGCGGUCACCAAUGUAUUGGUUUGUGUGGUGAACCAUGUCCUUGGAAAUGUCGUAUAUGCGAUAAAAGUAUUGUUCAAGAAAUAUUCUUUGGCACUGAAGACGAACCUGAUGCGCGAUUUGUUUUCUUACCUGAUUGCAGACAUAUUAUUGAAGUUACUUCACUUGAUAGACACAUAAAUGAGUUUGUAAAUGAAUCAAAUGCAAAUACAGCCAUUCGGUUUCCUGAAUGUCCACGUUGUCGACAAAGAAUUUAUCGUUGUACACGAUAUACAUCAGUUUUAAAUCGCGUAUAUAAUUUAAUAGCUCAAGUUAAAAAGAAAAUAUUGGGUCAUACAUCUGAUGAAGAAAUUAGUGAACAACGAGAGCAAAUAUUAGCAGAACAUAAGAUAAUGAUAAUCAAUUUAAAAGAAAUUGUUCUUGCUCAAACUCAAAUAGAUUUUUUUUCGAAAUUAUAUGAUAAGAAAUAUUUCUUUUCAAAUGAUAAAUUAAAUUUAAUGGCAAACAUUAUUCGAUUUCUCAAUCAUAUGGACACAAUUUUAAUUCAUGGACGUAUCAAAUUGCAAGAAGAUAUAUUUAAAGAAUUCGUUCAUCGUCCAAUACUUUAUAUUGUGGAAUAUUUAUAUAAACAAAAAUGUGGAAGAAAUUUUGCUCAACAACAAUUAAAUGAUAUUCAAUGGGAAUUAAAACGUAUUCGUCGAGUAAUUUAUAUUGAAAAUUUUAUUGGCACAUUACAGAAAGAAUUAGACGAACAUGAACAAGUUGCUAUUGAUUCGAUGAGAAAACUAACAAGAAAGAUUGGCCCAUUUACAAAUGAGAAUAAAAUACAAUUUGAUGAUUUAGUUAAAAAAUUUAAAUAUUUAAACAAUUUACCUGGUUUAGGAAUAACUGAAAAGGAACGAAAAGCUAUUGUUACUGCACUGAACAUGACUAAAGGCCAUUGGUAUACUUGUCCAAAAGGACAUCCUUAUAUUAUCACCGAAUGCGGCGGUGCUAUGCAGGAAAGUCAAUGUCCAGAAUGUGGUGAACGAAUUGGUGGACAAAAUCAUCAUUUAAUCGAAACAAAUCAACAUUUUGGUUUGAUGGAUGGGUCACAAUAUGGAGCUUGGUCAAAUGAAGCGAAUUUACAGUUACCGCACUUGCCAGACGUUUAA